AUGAACAAUGACACGUGUUCCGAAGCAAUACCAUCUUCACCUUUGGGACUAGACGGCGCCGCAGAUGAUAUCAGGUUACGAACUCUCGAAGAGACGCAUCCAGAAGCUCGCCUCAACGAUUGUGGCCCAAUUGCUACGGCUUCACCUACAAUAUCGGGCAACGGCUCCUCUGCCAUAGCUCCUUGGAUUGCGCCGGAAGAUGAUGAGUUUCAAUACGAGAACACACGGAGGAAGCGUCGGAAAGUGUCAGAAGAAGCCACAGUGCAUGAUUCGCAGACACUACAGAAUAUGGAUACAACUCCAAACGCAUGGCACGAACAACUCCAGGAGGCGGCCAUGUCAGGUGUGGACCGCUUCACAAAGGAAGGUGAACCGCAUUCUGAGAGAUCGGCGCAGCCACUGCCUGCGGUGAAUGCAGACAGUCCCUUGGACAAAGGUCAUACGUACGAGAUUGGAGAGCUGAGCCAUAAGAAUACCGGAGGCACCAAUAUCUCAGAUGCCCGUGAGACUAUGUCGUCUGGAGAUUCAAAGAUCAUUUCCUCAACCACUCGUCCCAACGCGACACACGCCCUACCUGACAAAGAAACGCCACUUUCUACACCGAAGAAAGCGACAAUGCGAAUUGAUAGUAAUGGAAAGCUUACAAAAUCACCCCUGCGGUCAAAGCGGCGUUCGCCCAGGACGAAGAACAUUCAGGUUGAUCAGGGCGUUGGGAGAAGAAAUGCUGGCCACAGUUCCAGGAGGAUGGAGAUGAAGAAUGGGAAACUCGUUCCUUCCCUACAGGUCACAUUGUUCUAUAAGUCUGCAGGCUUUGGCAAAAAGAUCGAGGAAAUACUGUCCCACCCAUCGAGCAGUUCGCGCACACAAGUGGCUGCGGCACAACCACCUCCAGCCGUCUUCAAAGACGCAAAAGCGACCCACCCUUUUUUCUUGGGAAGAUUGGCUUCACAGACACAGAAGCAAUCGCUGGCCAAGGAUGAACAACCAUCAACGACAUUGACUACUGACGACGAAACCAACCAAGGCCCUCGCGAAGCACCAAGGCCAUGGAAAGACAUCAAAUUCACUGUUCAAAGGCCAUCCCAGGGAAAGCUGGUAGGGGAGCUUUCCCCAAUCUGGCCUCCACUCUCCUUGCAACGUGUUGAACCUUGCCAGGAUAUGCCAAUAAAACCGGUUUCGUCACCACGUCUAGCGCAGACGCUGAAAGCAAAGCAUCGUGUGUCAAACAUCCGUCCCGACGAAGACAUACUCCAGCUUUUCGCAGGUUACGUGAAGAAUGGCUGCCAGGGCUGGAUUUCACUUCACUUGCCGAUCCGAAUGAUUAUGACAGGCAAGUCAUUGAUAGCAAAAUUGAAUCUCGAGCUUGGUAUACAAGGCCUAUAUGCAGACCAUAUCGCGCCUUUGAAGACUCUUAUAGAGUCAACUACCAGCCCCUUCGACAAGGGUAUGGCCGCGGGUGCACAGAUGUGGCCUCAGGAGUACGCACCUACAUCGUGGCAGGAGGUCUUGCAGCCGCAAAUACAAACCCUACAUGACUGGUUGACGACUUUGAAAGUUCACCAGGUUCAAAAUGGCAAAUUGCCCCAGAAAUCAAAGACAUCAACUAUCAAGAAGCGACGGAAGAAGCGGUCUGACGAUAUGGACAAUUUCAUCGUCAACUCCGAUGACGAAGACCAGGCUCCGAGUGGGAAGAAUGCAAUCCUGAUUACAGGCCCUUGCGGAUGCGGAAAAACGGCAGCGGUUUUCACAGUUGCCCAGCAGCUCGGAUUCGAGGUGUUUGAGAUACAUGCAGGAAUGCGGCGGAGUGCACGGGACAUCCAGGAGAAAGUUGGUGACAUGACCCAAAACCACCUGGUCCAGCAAGCCAGCUCGCUCAGCAGAGGAUCAAGCAUGUCACUGGAGGAUUCGAAUGGGACCGCGCUGCCGUUUUCAGAGCAAGUCGCACCAAAUCAAUCCACAAUGGCGAAUUUCAUGAACCUAGGCAAGGUAGCAAUGAGCCAGAAGUCGGGUGAAGCCGGGGCCAACAAGGACGCAAAGAUCAAAGCCCAGAAGCAGUCUCUUAUUCUCUUUGAAGAGGUUGAUAUCCUCUUUGAGGAAGACAAAGGGUUUUGGUCCGGUGUCCAGUCCCUCAUUCGCACUUCCAAGAGACCAGUGAUCAUGACUUGCAACAACCCAGAGUCCAUCCCGUUGGACGAACUGGACCUGUUCACGAUCUUGACCUUCAACCAUUCAGAAACAAAGCUAUCCAUUGAGCGUCUAGGUUGCGUCGCUGCAGCCGAGGGACAUCUUCUGAGCAAGAAAACAUUAGAAGAUCUCUACCUCAGCAAAGGUCAAGACCUUCGAGCUUCUCUGACUGAAUUAAACCUAUGGUGUCAAAUGACGGUGGGAUCGAAGCAAGGGGGUCUUGAUUGGAUGUUGCCCCAGGACCUGAAGCGUGGUCUUGCUCAAGAUGGGUCGGUGAUGCGGACUGUCAGUCAAGGUACCUUCGUCAGCGGCCUUGACCUAUAUCCGACAGAACUGGACGAUCCCGUGGACACGGUCAAGUUUUGCCAUGAAAGCCUGUGUCUGUCGCCGUUGGACUGGGUCAGGGACGAAUUCGACUUGAAGGGCACGGGAAAUGCACGACUAGAAGCAUUAGACGACAUGCUUUUGCUUUCUGAUUCCCGGAGUGUGAUGGAUGUAUUGGAUUGCAAUGCGGCCUGUCUAGUCGCUGGGAUGAUCAUGAAGAACCGUCGGCAUGUGGAUCAACAGUCUCCUCGCGAUGAAGUUGUUCGGCUUUACCUUGAGCAACAGAACCGCACGACCUCGCUGACCAGAGCAGCUGUCGCAGAUGCUAUGGAGACGCUUAUGGAAGAGAGCAGGAUUGGCUUGCCCAUGAGUCCUGGGCGAAAGGCGCCAUCCCUCGAUAAUGCUGCCGAGUCUCUGGUAACAGAAGUGGCUCCCUACAUCCGGUCCAUCGUCGAGCACGACCAACGCUUGGAACAUAUUCGAACCGAACUGGGCGGCGGCGAAUCACAGAUAAAGAGGCAACGCAAGACCAGGGCUUCCCGAGCCGCUCUUGAGGGCGGAAGCAAGAUCACCACUCGCCGCGACAAGUGGUUCCCAGAGACCCUCGAUUUUUCCGCUGUCCUUGCCACUGCAGGCAAUGGGUGGCCAACCGUCAGACCUGGGGAUGUGGAAAUGCCUUCGACAGCGACGACUCCGGCAUCAUCCUUGGCCAACGAGGUCGAUGACGGCGCAUUGGAGGCUUCGAAGUGA
This is a messenger RNA of Capronia coronata CBS 617.96, 3258 nucleotides long. RefSeq lists its product as uncharacterized. Gene Ontology annotation, molecular function: DNA binding; ATP hydrolysis activity; ATP binding. Gene Ontology annotation, cellular component: nucleus. NCBI's taxonomy places the organism in Eukaryota, Fungi, Ascomycota, Eurotiomycetes, Chaetothyriales, Herpotrichiellaceae. The coding region runs from base 1 to 3258 and encodes 1085 amino acids. The transcript has a single exon. The record is from RefSeq and is a predicted model, not a curated record.